AUGCCUCCCACAAAAAAUCCUGAUUUGCAAUCGGUGUCUGCGUUCUUGAUGUACAGGAAGACAUCGACCAAUAAAGAAAUCACCAAGAAACGCAAAAAUUUAAAGAAAAAUAAGAAAUCACAAAAUAUUAAGAAGAAAAUCGAAGAAGAAAUUACAAAAACCCUUCCUCUAAAACCAAGUAGAAGACACUCUCACAGUAUUAAAAAAACUCGUGACAAUCAACCAGAGCAAAUUAAAAAACCUCUUCCUUCAAAAAAAGUUAAUGUGAGGCACUCUCCUGAACGAGAUUUUCUUCCUUCAAGAAAAUUAAAUGGCAAUCACAAUCAAGACUCUUGUGAUGAAAGCAUAACUCAAAGUGGGUUUUUGCCAGUUGAUGAUCCAACGGAAGAUGCACAAAAGUUGUUCGAGUGGCUGAUACAGCCCCUUUCCCCUGCCUCUUUCUUCAAAACGUAUUGGGAACAGAAACCCCUUUACAUAAAACGGGGGAACAGGUCGUACUACACCCACAUUUUAGAUUCAAGCAGUUUGGACAAAAUCCUUCGAAACAAUAGUUUAUUUUUUACACGAAACGUUGACGUCGUGACGUAUGAAAACGGCGAAAAGCAAGUAUUCAACCAGGAGGGCCGAGCGACUCCGUCCGCCCUUUGGGACUACUACGGUAACGGCUGCAGUAUUCGCGUAUUAAACCCUCAAACUUACAACCACAAAGUCCACUUACUUCUGGCGACUCUUCAAGAAUAUUUUGGCACAAUGGUCGGGGCCAACGUAUAUUUAACACCGCCGGGAAGUCAAGGCUUCGCCCCGCAUUACGACGACAUUGAGGCCUUUGUUGUACAGUUGGAAGGCCGAAAGCACUGGAAGCUGUACCAACCAAAAAGUGAAGAUGUUUUAGCCAGAUUUUCAAGUCCUAAUUUCAAACGUGAGGACCUAGGGGAGCCUUUCAUGGAACUGACUUUAAAUGCCGGCGAACUGCUGUAUUUCCCAAGGGGCACAAUACAUGAGGGUCGCACUGAUGAAGACUCACAUUCGUUGCACAUCACAGUCUCCGUUUACCAACAAACGUCUUAUGUGGAUUUGUUGGAACACAUUUUGCCCAAAGCGUUGAAAAAAGCCGCCGAUAGUGACGUUGAAUUUCGUAAAGGACUCCCGCUUAAUUAUUUAAAAGAUUUCGGAUUGGCCGCUGGGUCAAAAAAUAGGAAAUUCGUCACUUCAAAAAUUAAAGAUUUGAUGAAUUCUUUAAUCAACUACGUGGAUAUUGAUAGUGCAGCUGAUCAGUUGGGCAAGAAAUUUAUGCAUGACUCCAUGCCCCCAGUUUUGACAAAAAGCGAAGCGGAAAGAUCCUCUAAAGCUGAUGGGCCAGUUUUAAAAGAUGGUGUUGUUAAAAACAGAGUGGAAAUUGACUUAGACACGAGAGUACGUUUGUUGCGGUAUUAUUGCAUCCGUUUAGUUUGUGAAGAAAACUCGUCGCCAAAACUCUAUUACAACACUCAAAACGCUACAGUUUACCACGGUGAAGAGGAACAGUGGUUGGAAUUGGAGCCUUCGAUGGUGCCCUUAAUUCAGAUGCUUCAAAACACGUAUCCUCGCUACAUUGAAGUGGAAAAAUUACCACUGGAUGAUAUGGCCACCAAAAUGCAGCUAGUUUUAGAUUUAUGGGAACACGGGCUCUUAGUCACCGAGUAUCCCUUAGAUGUGAUAGAGUAUUAAGUUUUGCAGAGUUACAUAAUAAAUUUUUACCAAGGCUGUCCCCAAA
This is a messenger RNA of Tribolium castaneum (red flour beetle), 1753 nucleotides long. RefSeq names its product Nucleolar protein 66 (gene NO66). The record is from RefSeq and is a predicted model, not a curated record. The transcript is spliced from 2 exons. Lineage: Eukaryota; Metazoa; Arthropoda; Insecta; Coleoptera; Tenebrionidae. Bases 1 to 1707 code for a protein of 568 amino acids.